AUGGAUACAUCAGCUCUUUCUAUUGCAAAAAAUGUCUCCCGCAAAGUAGGCCCAGAUGGAUUAACAAAACAACAAAGAUAUUUAGAAAAGAAAAUUUUGAAGCAAGAAGAGGCCGAGAUACAGAAGGCUCUCAGCAUCGACGACACUAUGAACCAGCUAUUGGAGCCAUUAGUUCCAAAUCCAAGUCCGUCAUUUGAAGCUUUAGCUCAACAGCCUAGACAAGCAGAAGUUCUUAAAAUGUUUACUGAAAGGUCGACACAAACUGACAAUCAGAUAGAAAAGUCUAUUGAAACCAACAAUAAUAUCGAAAGCAAAGACAAGAGUUAUUAUACCUCUCAAGAAUAUUAUCUAUCUCAAGAAUUUGAAGACUUGAUGCACGAGAAGCUCAUGACGCUGGAACGUCUGGAUCGUGCAAAGAAGGCCGACAAGGCUUAUGAAAAGGUCAUUGACGAGUACGAUGAUUUUUAUCAGGCCCUCAAACAGCGAUGGACUAUCCAUUCAGGCUGGAGCCACUCACGACGCUUCAAAGGGAGUCGGUUGGAAGAAAAAUGCAGGCUCCUUCAAGAUGCACUACAAGAGGCCGACGAACUCAAUUCUAAUGUAUUGCAAGAAACUCCUCCAAAUACUCCGGAAUGGUUUGAAACAUUUGUCCAGCUUCGAGAAAUUGUAGGAAAGCGGGGACAUCUACAGGUAGUUUACCACACCCUUAUGGAUACAGUUUAG
Molecule: messenger RNA, 723 nt
Organism: Psilocybe cubensis
Lineage: Eukaryota; Fungi; Basidiomycota; Agaricomycetes; Agaricales; Agrocybaceae
Exons: 4
Coding region: 1-723 (240 amino acids)
Source: RefSeq, a predicted model, not a curated record